Molecule: messenger RNA, 11262 nt
Organism: Zophobas morio
Lineage: Eukaryota; Metazoa; Arthropoda; Insecta; Coleoptera; Tenebrionidae
Product: filaggrin-like
Exons: 5
Coding region: 172-10866 (3564 amino acids)
Cellular component (GO): extracellular region
Molecular function (GO): chitin binding
Source: RefSeq, a predicted model, not a curated record
CAUCUUAAAACUCGCGGAAUCUGGAGCACGUGCUGUAUUUACACACAAUCACCCAGUAGAGGAUACUCAGUGCCAUCGAGAAACUUCGACGCUAGUGCAGGACAGUGCUCGGCUGAAAAACGCGAGUUUUCAGGAGAUGAUCCGAACGAAGACUAAUUAAGGAGAUUUUUUAUGGACAUAAUGAAGAGCUUGUGGACGUUGGUCGUCUGUCUGGCGUCGGCGUCACCGCUUACAGCAAAUUUGUUGGAAGAAUACCCAAUCGAGUCAGGCCAAAUUACCCAAUACGCAUCGACGUUCCGAUGUCCCAACGAAGGCUAUCAUGCAGAUCCCCAAAACUGCCGUAUAUUCUACAGAUGCGUGGGCUCAGGCAAUAAUUUAACACCAGUCCAGUUCGAAUGUAGUGAAGGAACAGUGUUCGAUCCUGCGAUAAGCAGUUGCAAUUACCCAUAUGCAAGCAAUCGCGAAGAAUGUGGCGGGAAUGGUGUCGAUGGUGAAUAUGGCAAUGUUCAGAGUUCUUCGCCUUCAACUUGGACAACUACGAGCAGUUCAUCUACUUGGGGACCACCCACAACUCAGUCAUCCGCUACAACCGUUUCUAGUCAAGUCGGUGACAAAUGUACUCAAGAAGGUUUCCUAGGCGAUAGCAAAAACUGUAGAAAAUUCUACCGCUGCGUAAAUAAUGGACAAAAUGGUUUUAUACAACACGAAUUUUCUUGUGGUUCUGGAACAGUUUGGGAUCCAGCGGCUGUUUCUUGUAAUUAUCCGUGGGCAGCACAAAGAACUGGUUGUUCUAUUGAAGAAAGUAAGGAUCAGGGUUCAGCACUGCCUCCACAAAACGACUUUGCUGCACAAAAUAUUAAUCAGUCUAGUAGUAGUCAAAAUGCUUCGUCGUCUUCCACAAAUAGCAGUAGUAGUAGUAGUAGCAGUAGUAGCAGUAGUUCAUGGACUCAAUCUAGUUCCUCCUCGUCAUCUUCUUCAUCUACUACAUCAUCUACUAGUUCAUGGCAAAAUCAACAAAACGCUGCCUCCUCAGGUCAACAACAAAGCGGUUCAUCUAACCAACAGAGCAGCAGUUCAAAUCAGCAAGGAAGUAGCUCUUCCAAUCAACAAGGAAGCAGUUCAUCGAGCAGCGGUUCUAACCAACAGCAAAGUGGAUCUUCCAACCAACAAGGAAGCAGUUCCUCGAAUCAACAAAAUCAAAGUAGUAGCUCUAAUCAACAAGGAAGUAGUUCCUCAAAUCAACAAAGUGGUUCUUCAUCAUCUGGCAGCUCUAAUCAACAAAGUGGCAGUUCAUCUAAUCAACAAAACCAGCAAGGAAGUAGCUCUUCAAGCAACAACUCCAAUCAGCAAGGAAGUGGCUCCUCCAGCAGUAGUUCAAAUCAGCAAGGCAGUAGCUCUUCUAAUCAACAGAAUCAACAAGGCAGCAACACUUCAAAUCAGCAAAGCAGUUCUUCGAGUGGUACUUCUACACAACAGGGUAGUAGCUCCUCGAAUCAGCAAGGAAGCAGCUCAUCGAAUCAACAAAGUGGAAGUUCUUCAAAUCAACAGAGUGGUAGUAGUUCAUCCGGUCAACAAAAUCAACAAGGAAGUAGUUCUUCCAGUCAACAAAAUCAGCAAAGUGGAAGUAGUUCUUCUAAUCAACAAAAUCAACAAAGUGGAAGUAGUUCUUCUAAUCAACAAAACCAACAGGGAAGUAGUUCUUCUAAUCAGCAAAAUCAACAAAGUGGAAGUAACUCUUCUAAUCAACAAAAUCAACAAAGUGGUAGUAGUUCAUCUAAUCAACAAAAUCAACAAAGCGGAAGCGGUUCUUCUGGUCAACAAAAUCAACAAAGUGGAAGCAGUUCCUCCAACCAGCAAAAUCAACAAACUGGAAGCAGUUCCUCCAACCAGCAAAAUCAACAAAGUGGAAGCAGUUCUUCCGGUCAACAAAAUCAACAAAGUGGAAGUAGUUCUUCUAAUCAACAAAAUCAACAAAGUGGAAGUAGUUCUUCUAAUCAACAAAAUCAACAAACUGGGAGUAGUUCAUCUAAUCAGCAAAAUCAACAAAGCGGAACCAGUUCUGGUCAACAAAAUCAACAAAGUGGAAGUAGUUCCUCCAACCAACAAAAUCAGCAAAGUGGAAGCAGUUCCUCCAACCAGCAAAAUCAACAAAGUGGAAGCAGUUCCUCUAACCAGCAAAAUCAACAAAGUGGGAGCAGUUCUUCUGGUCAACAAAAUCAACAGAGUGGAAGCAGUUCCUCCAACCAGCAAAAUCAACAAAGUGGAAGCAGUUCAUCGAAUCAACAGAAUCAACAGAAUCAACAGGGCAGUGGUUCAUCUAAUCAACAAAAUCAACAAGGUGGAAGUAGUUCAUCAACUCAACAGAAUCAACAAGGAUCGAACCAGCAACAAGGAUCCAAUCAGCAAGGAAGUAACCAGCAAAGUUCCAAUCAACAAGGAGGAAAUCAAUCAACCGGCUCUGCUUGUAGUUCUGAAGGUUUUAUUCCUGAUGAUAAUAACUGUACUAAAUUCUACAGAUGCGUAAAUAAUGGACAGAACGGUUACACAAAAUACGAAUUUACGUGUAGUUCUGGACUUGUAUGGGAUCAAAAUGCUUUGUCUUGCAAUUAUCCAGGGUCAGUAAGUGGAAAAUGUUAUUCAAAUACUCCCCAACCUGGACCAUCUGGUGAAAAUCAAUCUGGACAACAAACUGGUAACAACAAUCAAGGAAAUAAUCAGCAAAAUAAUAACAAUCAGCAAGGCUCGAAUCAACAAGGUUCAAAUCAGCAAGGCUCGAAUCAGCAAGGCUCGAAUCAGCAAGGCUCGAAUCAACAAGGUUCAAAUCAGCAAGGCUCGAAUCAACAAGGCUCGAAUCAGCAAGGUUCAAAUCAGCAAGGCUCGAAUCAGCAAGGCUCGAAUCAGCAAGGCUCGAAUCAACAAGGUUCAAAUCAGCAAGGCUCGAAUCAACAAGGCUCGAAUCAGCAAGGUUCAAAUCAGCAAGGCUCGAAUCAACAAGGCUCGAAUCAACAAGGCUCGAAUCAACAAGGCUCGAAUCAGCAAGGCUCGAAUCAGCAAGGCUCGAAUCAGCAAGGCUCGAACCAGCAAGGCUCGAAUCAGCAAGGCUCGAAUCAGCAAGGCUCGAAUCAGCAGGGUUCGAAUCAGCAAGGCUCGAAUCAGCAAGGCUCGAAUCAACAAGGAUCUAAUCAGCAAGGCUCUAAUCAACAAAGCAAUAAUCAGCAAGGCAAUAAUAAUCAACAAAACCAACAAAAUUCGACUCAACAAAAUCAGCAGGGCCAAAUAGUCAACAACCAGUGUGUAUCUGAAGGUUAUGUGAAAGAUGAUAAUGACUGUCGAAAAUUCUAUAGAUGUGUCAGCGAUGGCAAAAAUGGUCACACAAAAUAUGAAUUUAAUUGCGCGGAAGGAACUGUUUGGGAUGAAAAUAGUUUCUCCUGUAAUUACCCUUGGGCGGUUAAAGGUAAAUGCGCGACGGCUGGUCCUGAACAAAAUCAACAACAAGGGACAAACCAAAAUAAUAAUCAACAAGGAUCUAACCAAAUUAAUAACCAACAAGGUUCUGAUCAAAAUAAUCAACAAGGUACUAAUCAAAACAAUAAUCAGCAAGGUACAAAUCAAAAUAAUAAUCAACAAAGUUCUAAUCAAAACAAUAAUCAGCAAGGUACAAAUCAAAAUAAUAAUCAGCAAGGUUCUAAUCAAAAUAAUAAUCAACAAGGUUCAAAUCAAAACAAUAAUAAUCAACAGGGUUCUAACCAGAGCAAUAAUCAGCAAGGAAACAAUCAAAAUAAUAAUAAUCAACAAGGGUCUAAUCAAAACAAUAACCAACAAGGAAGUAACAACAAUCAACAAAAUCAACAAGGUCAACUUAGCGGAUCUGCUUGUACUAGUGAAGGUUUUGUUGGUGACGACAACGAUUGCUCUAAAUUCUACAGAUGUGUGAAUAAUGGACAAGGAGGUCUCCAGAAAUAUGAAUAUAACUGUGGUCCAGGUACCGUUUGGGAUCAACAAAGUUUUUCAUGUAAUCAUGCGUGGGCAGUCAGCGGAAAAUGUGGUUCGCCACAAUCUCCAGGGAACAAUCAACAGGGACCACAGCAGCCUGGAAAUAACCAACAAGGACCUAAUCAACCCGGAAAUAAUCAGCAAGGCCCAAAUCAACCAGGAAACAAUCAACAAGGUCCUAAUCAACCCGGAAACAAUCAACAAGGUCCUUACCAACCUGGAAAUAACCAACAAGGGCCUAAUCAACCCGGAAAUAAUCAGCAAGGCCCAAAUCAACCAGGAAACAAUCAACAAGGUCCUAAUCAACCCGGUAACAAUCAACAAGGUCCUUACCAGCCUGGAAAUAACCAACAAGGACCUAAUCAACCCGGAAAUAAUCAGCAAGGUCCACAUCAACCUGGAAACAAUCAACAAGGUCCUUACCAGCCUGGAAAUAACCAACAAGGACCUAAUCAACCCGGAAAUAAUCAGCAAGGUCCACAUCAACCAGGAAACAAUCAACAAGGUCCUAAUCAACCUGGAAACAAUCAGCAAGGUCCCAAUCAACCAGGAAAUAAUCAACAAGGGCCCGCUCAACCUGGAAAUAAUCAACAGGGUCCCAACCAACCACAAAAUCCUAGUCAGGCUGGUCAAUUGAAUGGACCCAACUGCGCUUCAGAAGGAUUUGUCGGUGAUGAACAAGAUUGUUCUAAAUUUUACAGAUGUGUGAACAACGGACAAGGUAAUUUACAGAAAUACGAAUAUACAUGUGGACCCGGAACAGUUUGGGAUCAAUCAAGUCUAUCCUGUAAUCACGCUUGGGCAGUCACUGGUAAAUGUGCAAAUGCCAAUCCACCUCCAAAUCAACCAGGAAAUAACCAGCAAGGUCCAAAUCAAUCUGGACAAGGACCCACUCAGCCUGGAAACAACCAACAAGGACCGACUCAACCAGGCAACAACCAACAAGGACCAAAUCAACCAGGAAAUAAUCAAGGUCCAAAUCAACCCGGAAAUAAUCAACAAGGCCCCAAUCAACCUGGUAACAACCAGCAAGGACCAUAUCCAUCAGGUCCUAAUCAACCGGGAAAUAAUCAACAAGGUCCCACUCAGCCUGGAAAUAACCAACAAGGGCCCUAUCAACCAGGAAAUAAUCAACAAGGUCCCAAUCAACCUGGACAAGGACCUACUCAACCCGGAAACAACCAACAAGGUCCAUAUCAACCAGGAAAUAAUCAACAAGGACCAAAUCAACCAGGUAACAAUCAACAAGGACCGAAUCAGCCAGGAAACAAUCAACAAGGACCACAUCAACCAGGAAACAACCAGCAAAAUCCAAAUCAACCCGGAAAUAAUCAGCAAGGACCCAGUCAAUCCCAAAAUCCGAAUCAGUCUGGCCAAUUAAGCGGGCAAAGUUGCGUUUCAGAAGGAUUUGUCGGUGACGACCAAGACUGUUCAAAAUUCUACAGAUGCGUAAAUACUGGAGACGGUAAUUUGCAGAAAUACCAAUAUACAUGUGGACCGGGAACGGUAUGGGACCAAUCAAGUUUGUCUUGUAAUCACGCUUGGGCAGUCAGUGGCAAAUGUGCCAACGCGAAUCAACCACAUCAACCAGGAAAUAAUCAACAAGGGUCAAAUCAACCAGGAAAUAACCAACCAGGCCCCAAUCAGCCAGGAAAUAAUCAACAAGGACCAUAUCAGCCAGGCAAUAAUCAAGGUCCUAAUCAACCCGGAAAUAAUCAGCAAGGACCCAACCAACCUGGAAAUAAUCAAGGACCCAACCAACCUGGAAAUAAUCAAGGGCCCAACCAACCUGGAAAUAAUCAAGGUCCUAGUCAGCCCGGAAAUAACCAACAAGGACCAUAUCAACCAGGAAAUAAUCAAGGUUCUAAUCAGCCCGGAAAUAAUCAGCAAGGGCCCAAUCAACCUGGAAAUAAUCAACAAGGGCCAAAUCAACCUGGAAAUAAUCAACAAGGGCCACAUCAACCUGGAAAUAACCAACAGGGACCAUAUCAACCUGGAAAUAAUCAGCAAGGGCCGCACCAACCAGGAAAUAACCAACAAGGACCACAUCAGCCAGGGAAUAAUCAAGGUCCUAAUCAGCCCGGAAAUAAUCAGCAAGGGCCCAACCAACCUGGAAAUAAUCAAGGUCCCAGUCAGCCCGAAAAUAACCAACAAGGGCCAAACCAACCAGGAAAUAAUCAGCAGGGACCAAAUCAACCUGGAAAUAAUCAACAAGGACCUCAUCAACCAGGAAAUAAUCAAGGCCCUAGCCACCCCGGAAAUAACCAACAAGGACCAAAUCAACAAGGCCCCAAUCAGCCGGGAAAUAACCAACAAGGACCAUACCAACCAGGAAACAAUCAAGGUCCUACUCAACCCGGAAAUAAUCAACAGGGACCAAAUCAACCAGGAAAUAACCAGCAAAGCCCAAAUCAACCAGGAAACAAUCAACAAGGUCCUAGUCAGCCCGGAAAUAACCAACAAGGGCCAAACAAACCAGGAAAUAAUCAAGGUCCUAAUCAAUCUGGAAAUAAUCAACAAGGACCAAAUCAACCAGGAAAUAACCAACAAGGACCUCAUCAACCAGGAAAUAAUCAAAGUCCUAGUCACCCCGGAAAUAAUCAACAAGGACCUAAUCAACCACAAAAUCCGAAUCAAACUGGACAAUUAAGUGGACAGAAUUGCGUUUCAGAAGGAUUUGUCGGUGACGAACAAGACUGUUCGAAAUUUUAUAGAUGCGUGAACAAUGGACAAGGUAACCUGCAAAAAUACGAAUACAGUUGUGGACCUGGAACUGUAUGGGAUCAAUCAAGUUUGUCUUGUAAUCACGCUUGGGCAGUCAGUGGCAAAUGUGCAAAUGCGAAUCAACCACAUCAACCAGAGAAUAAUCAACAAGGGCCCAAUCAACCUGGAAACAACCAACAAGGGCCACAUCAACCUGGAAAUAAUCAACAAGGACCAAAUCAACCUGGCAAUAAUCAAGGUCCUAGUCAAUCUGGAAAUAAUCAACAAGGCCCAAAUCAACCUGGAAACAAUCAAGGUCCUAGUCAACCCGGAAAUAAUCAAGGUCCUAAUCAACCCGGCAAUAAUCAGCAAGGACCAAAUCAACCAGGACAUAAUCAACAAGGACCCAGUCAACCUGGAAAUAAUCAACAAGGUUCUAAUCAACCUGGGAACAAUCAACCUGGCAACAAUCAGCAAGGCCCAAACCAACCAGGGAAUAACCAACAAGGUCCCAACCAACCGGGAAAUAACCAACAAGGCCCCAAUCAACCUGGAGAUAACCAGCAAGGACCAAGUCAACCAGGAAAUAAUCAACAAGGUCCAAAUCAACCAGACCACAAUCAACCUGGAAAUAACCAACAAGGCCCCAAUCAACCUGGAAAUAACCAACCCGGAAACAAUCAAGGACCCCAUCAGCCUGGAAAUAAUCAACAAGGACCACAGCAACCAGGAGACAACCAACAGGGGCCAAACCAACAACCUAAUCAACCUCAAAAUCCCAGUCAAUCUGGACAAUUAAGUGGACAAAACUGCGUUUCAGAAGGAUUCGUCGGUGAUGAACAUGACUGCUCCAAGUUUUAUAGAUGCGUAAAUACUGGGCAAGGCAAUUUACAGAAGUAUCAAUAUACAUGUGGACCGGGAACGGUGUGGGAUCAAUCAAGUUUAUCUUGUAAUCAUGCUUGGGCAGUCAGUGGCAAAUGUGCAAACGCAAAUCAACCACAACAACCAGGAAACAAUCAGCAAGAGCCAAAUCAACCUGGAAACAACCAACAAGGACCAAAUCAACCAGGAAAUAACCAACAAGGACCACAUCAACCAGGCAAUAACCAAGGUCCUAAUCAACCAGGAAAUAAUAAUCAGCAAGGGCCGCAUCAACCAGGAAAUAACCAACAAGGGCCAUAUCAGCCAGGCAAUAAUCAGGGUUCUAAUCAGCCCGGAAAUAAUCAGCAAGGACCCAACCAACCUGGAAAUAACCAACCAGGUCCUAAUCAGCCAGGAAAUAAUCAACAAGGGCCACAUCAACCAGGAAAUAACCAACAGGGACCAUAUCAACCUGGAAAUAAUCAGCAAGGGCCGCACCAACCAGGAAAUAACCAACAAGGACCACAUCAGCCAGGCAAUAAUCAAGGUCCUAAUCAGCCCGGAAAUAAUCAGCAAGGGCCCAACCAACCUGGAAAUAAUCAAGGUCCUAGUCAGCCCGGAAAUAACCAACAAGGGCCAAACCAACCAGGAAAUAAUCAACAAGGGCCAAAUCAACCAGGAAAUAACCAACAAGGACCACAUCAGCCAGGCAAUAAUCAAGGUCCUAAUCAGCCCGGAAAUAAUCAGCAAGGGCCCAACCAACCUGGAAAUAAUCAAGGUCCUAGUCAGCCCGGAAAUAACCAACAAGGGCCAAACCAACCAGGAAAUAAUCAACAAGGGCCAAAUCAACCAGGAAAUAACCAACAAGGACCAUAUCAGCCAGGCAAUAAUCAAGGACCUAAUCAGCCCGGAAAUAAUCAGCAAGGGCCCAACCAACCUGGAAAUAAUCAACAAGGGCCAAAUCAACCUGGAAACAACCAACAAGGACCAUAUCAACCAGGAAAUAAUCAAGGCCCUAAUCAGCCCGGAAAUAAUCAACAAGGACCAUAUCAACCAGGGAAUAAUCAAGGUCCUAAUCAACCAGGAAAUAACCAACAAGGACCAUAUCAACCAGGGAAUAAUCAAGGUCCUAAUCAACCCGGAAAUAACCAGCAAGGACCAAACCAACAAGGACCAUAUCAGCCAGGAAAUAAUCAAGGUCCUAAUCAACCUGGAAAUAAUCAACACGGGCCAAAUCAACCGGGAAAUAACCAACAAGGGCCAUAUCAACCAGGAAAUAAUCAAGGUCCCAAUCAGCCCGGAAAUAAUCAACAUGGACCAAACCAACCUGGAAAUAACCAACAAGGCCCCAAUCAACCUGGAAAUAACCAACAAGGGCCACAUCAACCAGGAAAUAAUCAACAUGGACCAAAUCAACCUGGGAACAAUCAAGGUCCUAGUCAACCCGGAAAUAACCAACAAGGGCCAAAUCAACCUGGAAACAAUCAAGGUCCUAGUCAACCCGGAAAUAAUCAAGGUCCUAGUCAACCCGGCAAUAAUCAGCAAGGACCAAAUCAACCAGGACAUAAUCAACAAGGACCCAGUCAACCUGGAAAUAAUCAACAAGGUUCUAAUCAACCUGGGAACAAUCAACCUGGCAACAAUCAGCAAGGCCCAAACCAACCAGGGAAUAACCAACAAGGUCCCAACCAACCGGGAAAUAACCAACAAGGCCCCAAUCAACCUGGAAAUAACCAGCAAGGACCCAGUCAACCUGGAAAUAAUCAACAAGGUUCUAAUCAACCUCAGGGACCUAAUUCCCCCACUGAUUCUUCUACACAGUCCCCGGUAUCAUCAACAACAAUAUCAAGUUCAGUAGGAGACACCUGCACGCAGGAAGGUUAUUUGGGUGACACGAGAAAUUGCAAGAAAUUUUAUAGAUGUGUAAAUAACGGAAAUGGUGGCUUCACAAGGUAUGAAUUUGUAUGUGGUCCAAAUACAGUUUGGGAUCCUGACGCAAUUACUUGCAAUUACCCGCAUGCAUCAAAGCGAGAAGAAUGUCGCAAUUAUGUAGAACAACCACAAAACACAUCAUCAACUAAUUGCCCAGACGGCACUAACACUACUCCCGGAUCAACCACAGAAAGUACGACAUCGGGUACAGAAAGUCCCACAACUGAUAUUAGUGGUAGUACUGGUGGCACAACCAACACAGAGCAGUCCACCCCCAGUAACACAGGAACAGAUAAUACCACACCAGCUAGUACUAUUGGUGAAAGUAGUACCACUAAUACUAUUCCGGAAAGUACUCCCGGUAGCACCAUAACAGACGGUACAACGCCAGGAUCUACCGUUACUGAUGGAACUACAGGUGGAACUGACAGCACUAGCCAAAGUACUGUAACAGAUAACACUACUCCAGGAACAGGUACUGCAACGGACAAUACUACUCCUGGAACAGGUACUGCAACAGAUAAUACUACUCCAGGAACGGGUACUGUAACAGAUCAUACUACUCCUGGAACUGGUACUGCAACAGAUAAUACUACUCCAGGAACGGGUACUGUAACAGACAACACUACUCCAGGUACGGGAACUGCACCUGGAGAAGGCACCACUUCUGGUGGUGGUACAGAAAGUACAACAGCGGGAACAGAUGGAAGUACAGGAACUGAUAUAUCAACCACUACGUUAGGUACCACAGGAGGAGAAAGUACGACUGAUUCAUCCCAAUCAACUACAGCACCAUGUCCCAUUGGGCAACUAGAAGGAGAUCAAAUAGCUUUAGUUUGUCCAACUGGAUUCAGACGGCAUCCUAAAUACUGCAAUCUGUUUUACCAGUGUACCAAGAAUCCAGACAACCACGACUUCAAAAUCCUCGUUCUGAGUUGUCCAGAGGGUACCAUUUAUGACGAUGAAAAAAUACAAUGUUUGCCUCAAAAUGAAACAACAAUGUGUAAUGGACAAAUUGCUCAAAGCUCAUUCUACAAAACACUCACAGAUAAUUCUCUCCCUCCUAUUCCAGUCAACACUAGAGAAACUCUUUGCCCCAACAUCGGCUUUUACGAGACUGAUGGAGCCAUUUGCGCGACAACGUUCGUUAAAUGUCAACGUAACUAUGGCUUCAGUGGUAGAAUGGAAGCUUAUAUGUACCAAUGCCCACAAGGGUUCGUUUAUUGGCAGAUAAGCAAGCAAUGCGAACGGCCAUCAAGGCUGCAACACUGCAGCGGCUACGACAUUCGUGAUACCAGAUGGGAGAUACCAGUAGAGACAAUAAAUGUCUCAUUAAGAAGAAGAAAAAGUGCCAGUUUAUUCGAUACGAUCUUUUAAGUAAAUUUUGUUGCCAAGUAGAUUAUAAGUAGGUAGUACUAUCGAGCACUGAACGAUCGAAACAAUUCUGUACUUGACAGGAAAUUUAGUAAUUUAUUAUUUAAUCUCUUUCGACUGAUAAACUAAUACAAUUUUCUUUGAACUGCCAUGAUUAGUUCGAAGUAAAAUGUAAUUAAUUAAAUAUAUGGCAUUUCCGAAAUUUUCCUCAAAUUUCGAAAAUGCUGUUGAUGCGGGAUGGUUCUGGGAUUAUUUAUUUCAAUUUAUUUAUUUAUUCUAAUGCUGUAAACUGUCUCGGAAAACAAUUACCUGCAAAAUAUUUUAGUGCAUAAGCAUCGACUACGCAUUGCCAGUGUAUACAGUAUGUAAUAAUUCGCAAUAAAUCUUAAUAUAACACGC